UUCUGCAUCUUUGCCACGUCAUACAGAAGGGCUUGUGUCAAGCGGAAACGUCUGCUGAAGACACCCACAAUGAUGUAGUUCAGCCUCAUUCAAAACUAUCGUAGAGUAGCCCGGCUGUCAUUGCAGUUACCCGACUCUGGACCGUCUUUAGCUGUGUGGGUUUUUAUUUGCGAUUGUGGAAUGCUGCUGGAUGAGACUCCACUUUUUGAGCCCUGUCUGCUUCAGGAGCUAGACUGGAGCGGCAACACUGCCUCAUUCUCUCCACCGAUCUCACCAUCCAGUCCAGGGGAAGGCUUGGUGCUGAGGCCGCUCCAAAUGGCAGAUUUCAACAGAGGAUUUUUCAAGGUUUUAUCUCAGCUCACCAAGACAGGAGAUGUCACACCAGAGCAGUUUGCCAAGAAUUUUGAGCACAUGAAGAAGACUGGGGAUUACUAUGUCAUCGUGGUGGAGGACACAAAUCUGAAUCAGAUCGUUGCCACGGCAACACUGAUUACUGAACACAAAUUCAUCCACGCCUGUGCUAAAAGAGGCCGGGUGGAGGAGGUGGUCGUCAGCGAUGUGUGCCGAGGGAAGCAGCUAGGCAAACUGUUAGUCUCAACUCUCACUCUUCUGAGCAAAAAACUGAAUUGCUAUAAAAUCACUCUUGAAUGUGCACCCAAGAAUGUGGCCUUUUACCAAAAAUUUGGCUACUCUGCUUCAGACGAGACCUACAUGCAGUGUCGAUUCUUUGACUGAUGACAGAAGCUUAAAAGAACAAACUGUUUUUGGAGUACUGACUGUAUCUUCUCACGCCCCGUGAUAUCAGAACUUGCAAUGAAUGUCUUAAGAAUUCGGUGAGCUUCCCGUGGAUGAGCUUGCAGUUGUGGCACAGCUGAAUCAUCCCUGAACACUCAUCCUGAUUUCGGCACUCUUGAAUAAACAUUUCUGUAUUUUGAAGCUCAGUGUAACACAAUCCUCUGCCCUUUUGGUAACCGUGGCUACCUCACUAGGGUGGACCUGUCAUCUAAUCAUCCAGAAAAGAAAAAAAAAAUGGUUGUACUUUGUUAAACUGGUAAAAGGUUUUUGUGUUGUUUACUGACAGACAUGCAGCUUUAAGUAAUCACAGCUAUGUGAGAGAGGAGGAUGAUACCAAAUGAAGUUAUAUUACUAUGUAAUUAAAAUAAUCUGCAAGCAACAGGCAACUCUGGAAGGUCACUUCAAAACCAAAUAUGUUUUCAGAAUUUUUUGGAGAUUGUGAUUCAGUUGUAUCUGACAGGAAAAAAAUGAUUAUUUUUUAAAUUUUACUUACAGAUGCUUAGAACAAAAUAUUUGAGUUUAACUUUUUUUUUUUUAACCUGCUUGGUACAAUGUGCUUCAUAUCAUACAGUUGUGUAGCUGGAUAACAAAGUUUUAAUUACUACAAAAUAUGAAGAUAAAGACUGUUAUGAAGUUUCACUUUAAGUGAGGAAAAGCAUAUUUUGUGAGGUACUGGUAAAAUGUAAGGUUACGUUUUGACUUCAGUUGCCAACUGGAAUUAGUAUUUAAAGGUUUUGUAAUGGGAAAUGGAUAAAAACGAUUUUUCUAAAUUAACUCUUAUUUAAGCUUUUGUAGUUCCGUUUUAUAAUUAUACUUUUAUUCUGGGGAAAAGGGUGGUGUAUUUAAUGUAA
This is a messenger RNA of Archocentrus centrarchus (flier cichlid), 1646 nucleotides long. RefSeq names its product glucosamine-phosphate N-acetyltransferase 1 (gene gnpnat1). Lineage: Eukaryota; Metazoa; Chordata; Actinopteri; Cichliformes; Cichlidae. The transcript is spliced from 6 exons. Gene Ontology annotation, molecular function: glucosamine 6-phosphate N-acetyltransferase activity. The record is from RefSeq and is a predicted model, not a curated record. The coding region runs from base 181 to 735 and encodes 184 amino acids.